This is a messenger RNA of Malassezia globosa CBS 7966, 3294 nucleotides long. RefSeq lists its product as uncharacterized. Gene Ontology annotation, cellular component: mitochondrial matrix. Gene Ontology annotation, biological process: protein catabolic process; mitochondrion organization; protein quality control for misfolded or incompletely synthesized proteins. NCBI's taxonomy places the organism in Eukaryota, Fungi, Basidiomycota, Malasseziomycetes, Malasseziales, Malasseziaceae. The transcript has a single exon. Gene Ontology annotation, molecular function: serine-type endopeptidase activity; ATP hydrolysis activity; ATP binding. The record is from RefSeq and is a predicted model, not a curated record. Bases 1 to 3294 code for a protein of 1097 amino acids.
AUGAUCCCUGCUCGACAGUCCAUCCGGCAUGUUUGGGGCACUGCUGUAGGUGCACGGAUCAAAAAGCAUGCACCUUCAGCUGCCCAGAAUUAUGGUAUUGCGGCAAUGCAACGUUCCGCACGAAUUAUGACCCCGGUGGCCCAUAUCAACACAAGUACCGGAUGCAUGAUGCCCCGGAGCAAAAACAACAACAUGCCCCGCAUGGUAGUGGUUCAGGCUGAAGAAAAAGAUGGAUAUGAUACGAAAAAGCGCUCAUCCGGUUCGGAUAAUGCAAACCGAUCCAGCUCAAAGCUGUCGGAACGUGAUUCCGAUCAUAAUCCCAAGGAAAGCGGCGACGAUUCACUUGAGGAUGGUCGCGGAAAUGGUGGCAAUGGUGGAGAGAGCGGUAGAUCUGGUUCGUUUGGAGACAAUUCAGACGACUCAGGAGAUCAUGACGAUGAUGGGAAAAACGAUCGUGGCUCUCUCAUUAUGUCUCGAAACACUGUGCCUAGUAUCUAUCCACAGGUUUUGGCUCUCCCUAUCACGCGUCGUCCAUUAUUUCCUGGAUUUUACAAAGCUGUGGUGAUAAAAAAUCCUCAUGUGUGUGCGGCUAUUAAAGAGGCCAUGAAGCGUGGUCAGCCGUAUGUGGGCGCAUUUCUUCUCAAGGACGAGGAGGAAGACUCGGAUGUGAUUCCUAGCUUGGAUCGUGUUCAUCGGGUUGGCGUCUUUGCCCAAAUCACUAGCAUUUUCCCAGCUCACAGCGGAUCCAAGGUAGAUGACUCGGAUGAUGGCAUCACCGCUGUCUUGUACCCACAUCGGCGGAUUAUUAUUGAUGAGCUGAUCACUCCCAUGCCCAAAGAACAUGUAGGGGAUGAGCGUACAGAUUCAUCACCUAUUGUCGAAGAGGUUUCAGGAAUGCCCGAAUCAAAUACUAAUGCAUCUGUCAAGCAAAGCAUGGUGUCUGACAGCGAGCCGAGAGAAUUAGAGCCGAAGUCACAUUCCUCAUUUGAUGAAUCUCCCCAAUCCACUGAAAUCCCUUCACACAAUCCUCCAUUCCAAACUGCUUUCCUGCACCGAUAUGAAGUCUCGCUUGUGAAUGUUACCAACCUUGAGAUGGAACCAUAUGAUCGAAAACCCAAUCAAUACAUUCGAGCCAUCAUGUCUGAGCUGAUCAGCGUGUUUAAAGACAUUGCGAACUUGAAUCCACUAUUUCGCGACCAGAUUGCAAACUUUAGCAUUUCUCAAGGUGCAGGCAACGUGUUUGAAGAGCCUGAGAAACUCGCCGACUUUGCUGCAGCUGUCUCGAGCAGUGAAGUAGACGAGCUUCAAGGUGUGUUAGAGUCGAUGAAUGUGGAAGACCGCUUGCAGAAAGCACUUCUCGUACUCAAGAAGGAGCUUGUCAAUGCACAAUUGCAAAGCAAAAUCAGCAAGGAUGUCGAAAGCAAAAUUCAAAAACGCCAGCGUGAAUACUACUUGAUGGAACAGCUCAAGGGUAUUAAAAAGGAGCUUGGACUCGAGUCGGAUGGGAAAGACAAGCUUAUUGAAAAAUUCAAGGAGAAAGCUACAAAAUUGAACAUGCCAGAGUCUGUUCGUAAGGUGUUUGACGAGGAAAUCGCCAAGCUUCAGACGCUCGAACAAGCCGCGAGUGAGUUUAACGUAACGCGUGGCUACCUGGAAUGGCUCACGAGCAUUCCAUGGGGCGUGUAUUCUCCAGAUAAUUACGCGAUUAAACGUGCGAGUGGUGUGCUGGAUGAAGACCAUUUUGGGCUUAACGAUGUAAAGGAUAGGAUCCUGGAGUUUCUCGCGAUCGGCAAGCUUCGUGGUACCGUGCAGGGGAAAAUUAUCUGCCUGGUCGGACCACCAGGUGUGGGAAAAACGUCGAUUGGCAAAUCGAUCGCGCGUGCUUUGGAUCGACAGUUUUACCGCUUCAGCGUGGGUGGUCUGAGUGAUGUCGCUGAAAUCAAAGGGCAUCGUCGAACGUACGUGGGCGCGAUGCCAGGCAAAGCUAUUCAGGCACUGAAAAAAGUCGGCACUGAAAAUCCCUUAAUUUUGAUUGAUGAGGUGGACAAGCUUGGCCGCGGCUACAAUGGUGAUCCUUCUUCUGCGCUUCUUGAGAUGCUUGACCCUGAGCAGAAUAGCUCAUUCUUGGACCAUUACAUGGAUGUGCCCGUCGACCUCUCGCGCGUACUUUUCGUGUGUACAGCGAAUACACUCGACACAAUUCCUCAGCCACUGCUUGAUCGAAUGGAAGUGAUCGAGGUGUCCUCGUACACAGCCGAAGAAAAGCGCCACAUUGCUCGCGAUUACCUUGCGCCUCAAGCUAAAGAAGCGUCCGGACUCAAAGAUACAGACGUAACGCUGCCAGAUGAAUCGAUUGACUUCAUUAUCAAACGUUAUGCUCGUGAGAGUGGUGUGCGCGGACUACGCAAGCUGUUGGAGAAAGUAUUCCGCAAAGUUGCAUUUGACAUUGUGAAAGAGCAUGGCGAAGAUGUAUUCCCAGAGCCAUUGAAAGGUGCGGAACCUCGGUCGAACCAGACUGGUGUUCAGAGCGACAAUGUGCAAGUGACAACAGAAGAGCGGCAACCCAUGAGUGUUCCGUCGUCUGUUUCACUCGUUAUUACUGAAGAAAAAUUGCGGCGCUACCUUGGACCGCCAAUAUACCACAAGGACCGCAUGUACACUCAUACAAUGCCGUCUGGUGUCGCUCUGGGUCUUGGGUACCUGGGCAAUGGAUCUGGGUCUUUGAUGCCCAUCGAAACUACUCUCAUGCCCGGGAAAGGUAAUUUGCAUCUUACAGGCAAGCUUGGUGACGUUAUUAAGGAAAGUGCAUCGAUUGCUCUCUCCUGGAUCAAAACUCACGCUCAUGAAUUGGGUAUCACGAAGGAUGCAGCCGACACGCUUCUAGAGAACCGUGACGUGCACUUGCACAUGCCAGAAGGUGCAAUCGGCAAGGAAGGCCCCUCAGCAGGCGUGGCUUUCGCCGCAAGUCUGAUCAGUCUUCUUACUGGCAAAGCACUUCCAACGACAUUAGCCAUGACUGGCGAGGUGUCACUACGUGGCAUGGUUCUUCCAGUGGGUGGGCUGAAAGAGAAGCUUCUUGCUGCCCACCGCGCCGGCAUCAAGACAGUGAUCUUGCCUGCGCAUAAUCGCUCAAGUGUAGAAGCCGAUGUGCCAAAAUCUGUCCUCGAUGAUUUGAACGUACAUUAUGUCACCAACAUCUGGGCGGCUUUGGAUGUAGCAUUUGGUCCUGGCACUUGGAGCGAGCAGGCGAGCGUGUGGAGUGCGAAUGAAACGCCAGAGGCUGCUAGCCAAUAG